GAACGCAGCUCAACGCUGCAACAUCACUGGCUCACUGCAUGACAAGUAAUUUUAGUUGGUCGGCGUAAGAGUCUUGUGGUUUGCGAGUGACAUUAUUACUUUUAUCCUUCUUUUAAAGAAGUACUAAUAAAAAUGUUUCGCAAUCAGUACGAUAGUGAUGUGACAGUGUGGAGUCCGCAGGGACGACUGCAUCAAGUGGAGUAUGCUAUGGAAGCUGUCAAAUUGGGAUCAGCUACUGUAGGUCUUAAGAGCAAAACACAUGCCGUUCUUAUUGCACUGAAGAGAGCAUCAUCAGAGCUAUCAGCUCAUCAGAAGAAGAUCAUACCGAUAGACAAACAUAUGGGAAUCAGCAUCUCAGGUUUAACAGCUGAUGCAAGAAUAUUAAGCCGUUAUAUGCGAACCGAGUGUUUGAAUUAUAAGUAUGCUCAUGACGAUACAUUACCUGUGGGUCGCUUAAUUACAUCUCUGGGAAAUAAGAUGCAAACAUGCACACAAAGAUAUGAUCGACGUCCAUAUGGUGUCGGUUUGAUCGUGGCUGGAUAUGAUGAUCAAGGGCCACAUAUUUAUCAGACGUGUCCAUCGGCAAAUUAUUUCGACUGUAAAGCAAUGGCUAUAGGAGCUCGUUCUCAAAGUGCAAGGACGUACUUGGAGAAACAUUUAAAUGAAUUUCUGUCGUGCGAUCUUGACGAGUUAGUUAAGCAUGGCCUUAGAGCGUUACGUGACACCCUACCUAAUGAAGUUGACUUAUCAGUGAAGAAUGUAUCAAUUGGGAUAGUAGGGAAGGGUUACGAUUUCGCUAUUCUCGAUGAAACUACAACGGCUGCUUACUUGUCCCAAAUUGAAGGAGACGAUAAACGUGGAAGGCCUACCGAGCCGGCUAUACAAGACGACACCAGACCUCCGCAAGAUCCGCCAGCUGAUGAAGCUCCUCAAGAUCCUCAAGUUGCUAUUGCCAUGGACACGGAUUAAAAUAGUAAUAUAAAUUUUAUUUGCAUUCAAUUUAUAUAUAACAGAAAGCUGCAUUUUACGAUUAAAUAUCAAUUUUGUAACAAUGAUAAAUCUGUAAUUUAUAGAACAUUUAUUAUUAGUCCAUUAAUAGUAACAUGUUCAGGUAAUUCUAUUACUAAAUUGUGACUUUCUUCUCGCAA
Molecule: messenger RNA, 1148 nt
Organism: Vollenhovia emeryi
Lineage: Eukaryota; Metazoa; Arthropoda; Insecta; Hymenoptera; Formicidae
Gene: Prosalpha6
Product: proteasome subunit alpha type-1
Exons: 5
Coding region: 133-969 (278 amino acids)
Biological process (GO): ubiquitin-dependent protein catabolic process
Cellular component (GO): proteasome core complex, alpha-subunit complex; nucleus; proteasome core complex
Source: RefSeq, a predicted model, not a curated record